ACGGGUCCACCAAAUGUUCACAUUGAAACCACUCCAGGAUUUAUCCCUUUAUACUGCCAAAAAAGAGAGACAAAGAACCUUCUCCUCUCCUCUGUGAUUGCCUCUCUCUCUCUCCCUGUACCCCCUCUCUCUCCAUGGCCUACGAUAGAAGAGACUCCUCUGUGUUCGAUGCCUUCACACUUUCUCCUCUGCCAUACCCUGUGCUGCUGAUACUGCUGAUGGUGUUCUUCCUCCUCGGCAUAUCAUGGUUCUUCACCUAUGAAGACAUCAUCGAGACAACGGAGGAGAGUAUGAACUGGGCGCUCCUCGUGAUCCCUGUGGUCCUUCUCCUUGUCAUCCGGUGGCUGUCUUCGAUCGAGAGAUUUGAAGACACGCUCUUGGGGAGCCUUUUGCCGUAUGAUCAUCGACCGAGGAGUUACAACAACUACCAGCCGCAGGAGGGAAGCUCGCCGUGGGGUGUGGCCGCGGUCGUCGUGUUGUUGAUCAUCCUGGUCUCCUUCCACUCUACUUUUCAAGAUAUGUGGAAGCCUUGAUCCUUUAUACUACUUUGCAGCUUGUGGUUUCUCUAUUACUGAGAACUUGUCUAUAUUUUUUCCUUUUUGGGAGGAAUUAUUUGUUUGUAAAAUCAUAUAUGGUAUUGAGGUGAUGUUUUCCUUUAAACUUGAUAUUAAACUUAGAAUCAUAAUUGAAGGGGUUUUUGUUAAUUCAACAAGUAAUAUUCUGAAAAUUUAUGCUUU
Messenger RNA from Elaeis guineensis (African oil palm), 737 nucleotides. RefSeq lists its product as uncharacterized. Lineage: Eukaryota; Viridiplantae; Streptophyta; Magnoliopsida; Arecales; Arecaceae. The record is from RefSeq and is a predicted model, not a curated record.